GUGCAACGCUGCAUACUGAAAAUUGAGAUUUCCGCCAAACCAAAACCGCUAUACAAUGCUUGAAAUUGAAAGAUUUCAAACAAAGGUGUACACUACAGUCUUCAAAGACAAAGGACAACUGCCACUAACAAGGACAGAAAGAGAUGUGGAAGGCCAGAUGUACAACUAAACAAGAGGAUAAGUACAUCAGAGUCUCUAGUUUGAGAAAUAGAUGCCUCAUGUCCUCAGCUGACAGCUUCAUUGAAUUCUACCCGCUCAACACCAGUUUCAUGUACAACAGUAAAGAGAAGACUCAGGGGUGCAGGCCUUAUGGGAAGAAUUGCAAAGAAAAAGCCACUUUUGAAACAGAAAAACAAAAAGAAAAGGUUAUAGUGGGCAAAGACACACAGACAUUGGACAACAGAUAAUUGGAAAAGAGUGUUAUGGAUCUUAACCCCAUUGAGCUUUUGUGGGAUCAGCUGCCUGUGUGUGUGUGAAUUUCAUUUAUAUAUAUAUAUAUAUAUAUUUUUAUAUAUAUGAGUUUUUUUUUUUUUUUUUUUGCCACUAAAAUAAAAAUAAUAAUAAUAAAAAAAAAUAUUAAUUGUUAAGCUUUCUUAAAUUAUACAGCUAUAAUGUAGUAAUAACUUACAAUGUAGCUUCUUGGAAUUUCAGCAGUUUCAUCUAUGUUAGCCAGCUAGGUAACUUGGUUGAGAUUUGAUUGAGUUAGAUAAGAUUGUUGAGCCCUGAUAUAUAAGUAAAAUCAUUGUAUAAGUACCGUCACUUACAGAUGGAGGAAGAGUUUGGUCAUACAAAUGAAAUAAAGAAUAAGAAUGAGCUUUCCGGGACUUCAAUAUUUUCAAUAACAAUGAAUUAUGAGAUUCUUUUAAUAUUCAGCUAAAGCUAUAGUUUUCAGCACCUUUUCAAUUAAAUAUUUGCAUUGUUAAAAUGUGAGAAUCUGAUUCAGUUUUUCAUGAUACAUAUUCCUUCAGCAUCUGACUGUUCACCUGAGAGCAUCAUGCCGUGUGAAAGGAAGCCCAUGCGCUAUGGUCACUCAGAGGGCCACACUGAUGUCUGCUUUGAUGAUGAGGGAAAGUAUAUCGUAACCUGUGGAAGUGAUGGUGAUGUCCGCCUAUGGGAAAGUCUGGAUGACGAUGAUCCUAAAUCCAUAAAUGUCGGGGAGAAGGCUUAUUCUGUAACCUUAAAGAAUGGAAAACUAGUUACAGCAGUUUCCAACAACACCGUUCAAAUUCACACUUUCCCGGAGGGCGAUCCAGAUGGCAUACUCACUCGAUUCACCACCAACGCAAACCACGUUGCCUUCAACACCAGCGGAUCAAGAGUGGCAGCAGGAUCAAGUGACUUCCUGGUGAAGAUCGUGGAGGUGAUGGACAGCAGUCAGCAGAAGACCCUACGUGGUCAUAAUGCGCCUGUCCUCAGUGUGGCCUUUGACCCCUCUGAUGAGUUCCUAGCUUCUUCUAGCUGUGAUGGAUCAGUCCAUGUAUGGUCUAUUGAGUCGCAGACUCCGGUAGCUCAAUGGAAAGUCCUCCAGAAGUCGAGUGAUGUGAGCAAUGCCAAGUCUCUCUGCAGACUUGCCUGGCAACCUCGUGCUGGAAAGCUGCUUGCUGUACCGGUGGACAUGACUGUUCAGCUUUAUGACCGAGCAACAUGGACGCACAUUAGCACGCUCUCUGAUGACCUCAUCACACAGGUUGUGAAUGUUUUGGUCUGGUCGCCAUGUGGGAAAUUUCUGGCUGCAGGAACAGUUGGUGGAAACCUCUUGAUUUGGGAUGUUGAUGCCAAACUGUGUAUUGAACGACAGAAACAUGAGAAAGGCUUCACUGUGUGUGGUAUGGCGUGGCAUCCCUCAGGGGGCCGGAUCGCUUACACUGACACUGAGGGCUGCCUCGGGCUCUUGGAAGGAGUGUCGUCCUCUUCCUCCUCCUCAUCAUCUACCACCCAGAGCACCAAGGCCCCUGCAGGUAAAGAAACAAAUGAUUAUGACAACCUGUUUGAUGAGGAUGAUGACCGGAUGCUGGAUGAUGGCAUGAGUGAUUUGCGCUCUCCAGUGAAGAAAGCCGUCAUGGACGAUGAUGAUGACGAUGAUCUUAUGCCUGCCACAGGCAGACCACGGAACAGAGGGGCGUUCCUUGAUGACGAUUCUCAAGAUGCAGGAUCAGUAAAACUGGAUAAACUUCCAGAGGAGGAUAGCAGCAGUGCGAUUCUUCCAGCUGUGGCUCCCGCUGUAUCCCAUCCCAUCUAUGAUGGCCCCAUGCCUACCCCGCCACAAAGGGCUUUCCAACCAGGAUCCACCCCGGUGCACCUCAUGCAUCGCUUUAUGAUGUGGAACUCCGUGGGCAUUGUUCGUGGCUAUAACGAUGAGCAGGACAAUGCCAUUGAUGUGGAGUUCCAUGAUACAGCCAUCCAUCACGCCAUGCACCUCACCAACACCCUCGGCCACACCAUGGCUGAUCUAUCCCAGGAGGCUGUGCUGCUGGCUUGUGAGUGCACCGAUGAGCUCGCCAGUAAGAUCCAGUGUUUGCACUUCUCUUGUUGGGACACUCAUAAGGAGUGGAUGGUGGAUCUUCCUAAAGAAGAAGUUGUGCGUGCCUUGUGUUUGGGACAGGGAUGGGCGGCAGUGGCCACCAGCACUCUGAUGGUCAGGCUGUUCUCCAUCGGUGGUGUGCAGAAGGAGAUCUUCAGCCUGCCUGGAGCUGCAGUCUGCAUGGCGGGACACGGCGAGCAGCUCCUCAUAGUAUAUCACAGAGGUACUGGGUUUGAUGGAGAUCAGGCCCUUGGAGUUCAGCUGCUUCAGCUUGGGCAGAAAAAAAGGCAGGUGAUCCAUGGAGAACCGCUGCCUCUCUCACGGAAAUCCUACCUGGCUUGGAUGGGCUUUACUGCAGAGGGAACCCCGUGCUGUGUUGACUCUGAGGGGAUUGUACGUAUGCUCAACCGAACCCUGGGGAACACAUGGGCCCCUGUCGGCAACACUAGGGACACCUGCAAGAGCAAAUCAGAUCAUUACUGGGUGGUUGGAGUUCAUGAGAAUCCACAGCAGCUUAGGUGUAUCCCCUGUAAAGGCUCACGUUUCCCGCCCACCUUACCACGCCCUGCUGUGGCCAUCCUGCCCUUCAAACUGCCCUAUUGCCAAACCACCACAGAGAAAGGCCAGAUGGAGGAGCAGUACUGGCGUUCCAUGCUCUUUCAUAACCAUUACGGCUUUCUGUCGUCCAGCGGUUAUGAAAUCGACAAUGAGGGCCAGACUCAAGCUGAGAAAGAGCAGCAGGAACUGCUAAUGAAGAUGUUCGCUCUGUCGUGUAAACUGGAGCGUGAGUUCCGGUGUGUGGAGCUGGCUGAGCUGAUGACUCAUAACGUGGUGACGCUCGCCAUCCGUUACGCGUCUCGCUCACGACGCAUGGCUCUGGCACAGAGACUCAAUGAGCUUGCUUUGGAAAAGGCCAAUCAGCUGCAGGAGGAGGAGCAGGAAGAGGAAGAGCCGGCCUAUCAGAGUGCAUCACGAAACUCUGGGUUUAGUCACACCAACAGAGAAUAUAGAGGAUCCGAUCAGAUCAGACAAGCACAAGUUGAGAAUGGCUAUGAUGAUGAGGAAGAGGUGGAGGAGGAAUAUCAACAGGAAGAACAAAUGGAUGCAGAGGAAUCAACAGAGGCCAGCAGACCACGUUUGAAUCCAUUUAAAAAGGGAGGAAAAUCACCUGAAAGGCCCUCUCCCAGACCAGUGAGCAAAGAAGGAUGUGUGAAUCCUUUUAAGGUUUCGGGUGCUGGAAAGUUAUCAGGUUCUCAAGCUGGUCAGCCCAGAGCGACUAAUAUUUUAGACAGCAUGACAAUGUCCAACAGAAAGCCUGCUGCUCUCAGCGGAACCUCAAAACAGGGCAAAGCCCCAGUCCUGAAGCCCCUGGCACCCAAACCCAAGUCCAAGACACAGGCCACUCUGCUGCAGAUGAGCACUCCUAAAAGAAUCAGUAAAAAACAGGAGGAGAGCCAAUCAGCAGCCGAGACUGUAAAACAGACUACUUUAGCAACACCUCCAGCAUCAACUGAGAAUACUGAAAACAGAAAACCGAAAACCGGCUUUCAGCUGUGGCUUGAGGAGAACAGGAAGAGCAUUCUGGCUGACAAUCCUGAUUUUGAGGAAAUGGAUGUUAUCAAGGAUGGCAUGGGGCGUUUCCGCACUCUCUCAGCAGAGGAAAGACUGAUCUGGACGGAGAAAGCAAAGGGUGACACUGACGCCAAGAAAAGGAAACGUGAAGAUGAAGGAAAAGAAAUGGAUAAAAAUGCAGAAAUGGACGAGGGCAGUGCGAAAAAGAAAAAGCCACUGGAUACUUCUGCUAAGCUUUCUGCAUUUGCAUUUAACAAAGAAUAAUGCUUAUUGUAAUUAAGUUUAAUACUUAUUUUUUACAUUUUAUUUUAAUAUUGAUGCUAAAACUUUUAAGCUGUUUUUCAUUGCUUUACUGUAAUUUACUGUGCUCUUAUAAUAACGGCUCAUUUGUGAUCCGAUCUUGUGCAUUCUCCAUACAUUUUCUUUUCAACAAGUUUGAGCUCUUUUGAAAGUACUGUGUGUCUCACUUCAUUUGCAUUUUAAAUGAAGAAAAUGUUCUUUGUUAUGCAUUUCACAAUCUGGUGAGAUGCUUAAUAAGUAGGUCUCUUUCUGAAAUAUUCUGGAUGCUAUACGGCCUUUCUAAUCUGAUUGUUUUGGAUGCUUGUACAUAUGUUUUUGUGAACUUUUGAGAAUAAAAGCUAAAAUGUUGCAUUUUGAAUCAUGCAUUUUAUACAUGUUUUGUAUUUUCUUUAUUCUAAAUAUAGCCAGUGGAAAAUACAAAAUGUGUUAUGCAGGUAUACACCAGCUGAU
Molecule: messenger RNA, 4843 nt
Organism: Myxocyprinus asiaticus (Chinese sucker)
Lineage: Eukaryota; Metazoa; Chordata; Actinopteri; Cypriniformes; Catostomidae
Product: WD repeat and HMG-box DNA-binding protein 1-like
Exons: 26
Coding region: 950-4357 (1135 amino acids)
Biological process (GO): mitotic cell cycle; DNA repair; DNA-templated DNA replication
Cellular component (GO): nuclear replication fork
Molecular function (GO): chromatin binding; protein binding
Source: RefSeq, a predicted model, not a curated record